GUUCAACUUUGUUAGUGUAUUUUAUUCAUUUUAAUUUACUAAUCCAGCUUGUGGUUAAAUAAAAUGAUUUUUGAUAACACAAUGGGGUGGCGCACAGCUCUCUGUAUGCUGGCAGCUGUCCAGCUCAGCUCGCAGUACUUAUUACCUGGUGACGUCAUACCUACGCACUAUGACGUGCGGCUCGCGUACGACGUAGAUCCAAAGUCAAACUUUAGCUUCUUCGGUGUUGUUGAUAUUCAGCUGAUAGCAAAGAAGACCACGCAGAAAAUCAUUCUCCACGCUCAAGAAUUCCUAGUAGAGGAUGAGAAAGUAUCGGUUACAGGAUUAAAGGAUACACCGAAAGUAACAGACGUCAAACUGAACGACACAUUUAAUUUCUUGACGAUAACACUCGACAGGGACUUGGAGGAGAAUGGAAAUUACACGCUCACGAUACCGUUUUACGGUAACUUGGUUAAAGGAUUGGACGGAGCGUAUAUCAGUUCCUACACGAAUCUAAAGAAUCAACAGAGCGAGUACUUAAUAUCAACCCAAUUCGAGGCUACAUCAGCUCGGAAGGGUUUCCCGUGCUUCGACGAGCCCAUCUACAAGGCCACGUUCGACAUCAACAUCGCCCAUCACAAGGACUUCACCGCUGUAUCUAACAUGCCAUUACUUACUUCGUCCAAUAACAAUGCCCUUGAAGAGUACUGGCCUUGGGAGAAAAUCGGAAAGAAAUUCAUGAAAGAACAAUCGAGCUUCGUGUGGGACCAGUUCGCUAAGUCCGUCCCGAUGUCAACUUACCUGGUCGCUUACGUAGUGUCCAAGUUCUCGUACGUGGAGAGUCCGCCGGACCUCUCUCACACCAAAUUUAGGAUCUGGGCUAGGAAUGACGCCAUUGAUCAGACGUCCUACGCUGCAAAAAUUGGUCCAAAAGUGCUGUCGUACUUUGAGAAGUGGUUCAACGUUAGCUUCCCGCUCCCGAAGCAGGACAUGUUCGCUAUCCCGGACUUUGCGGCUGGCGCCAUGGAGAACUGGGGACUCAUCACGUAUAGGGAAACGGCAUUGUUGUAUGACAAGGAUGCGUCAUCCUUCCUGAACAAGGAGAGGAUUGCUGAAGUGGUGGCGCACGAGCUGGCGCACCAGUGGUUCGGCAACCUGGUGACCAUGAAGUGGUGGUCGGACCUGUGGCUCAACGAGGGCUUCGCGACGUACGUGGCGUCCGUGGGCGUGCACGCCGUGGAGCCCGCGUGGCGCGCCGACCGCCUGUACGCCGUCGACAACCUGCUGGCCGUGCUGGCGCUCGACGCGCUGCAGGCCUCGCACCCGGUGUCCGUUCCCAUCGAUGAUCCGAAGCGUAUCUCCGAGAUCUUCGACACCAUCUCGUACCGCAAGGGCUCCACCGUCAUCCGAAUGAUGUUCAUGUUCCUCGGGGAAGAAGUCUUCAGGAAGGCACUGCACAACUACCUGACGAAGUACUCGUACACCAACGCGGAGCAAGACGACCUGUGGUGGGAGCUGACAGCCGUCAAUCAACAGUACGGCGGGCUCAGCAGAAACGUGACCGUCAAACAGGUCAUGGACACUUGGACUAAGCAGACCGGCUACCCAUUACUGACCAUCACCAGGGACUACAGCGACCAGUCUGUGACCAUCACUCAGCGUCGCUACACAACACUAGGAGCAGGUGGCAACGGGUCGUGGUGGGUGCCGCUGAGCGUGCUGUGUGCGCGAGACGACUCCCUCCCACCCGUGCAGUGGCUGGGGGAUGGAGAGGGAGUGACCAGCGAGCACCGAUUCGAGCACGGCGCCGGACCCGGCGACUGGCUGCUCUUCAACUACAACAUGAUCGCUCCGUACCGCGUGAACUACGACGAGCGCAACUGGAAGCUGCUGAUUUCCGCGCUCACGAGCGGCCCCCUGGACAGCAUCCCCGUGGAGGGUCGCGUGCAGCUGCUGUCGGACGCCUUCGCGCUCGCCUGGAACAACGAGCUGGACUACGGCACCACUAUGCAGCUGGCGAGCUAUCUGAAGCGUGAGACCGACUACCUGCCGCUGAGUACGGGUCUGAGUGCGCUCGCUAAGAUCGAAAACGUGCUCAAGCGAACCCCCCACUACGGAGCUUUCCAGAAGUUCAUGCGACGCCUGCUGACCGAUGCGUACCGACGAGCUGGAGGACUCUCAGUCAAGAAGAUCCUUAACGGAGACGACUUGACCAGCGUCAAGAUGCAAACGACGACGAGUGCGUGGGCGUGCAGUAUGAAGGUGCCGGACUGUGAGGAGAACGCCAUGGAGAUGUUCCAGCAGUGGAUGGACACGGAAAACCCGGACGAGAACAACCCCAUCCCCGUGGACCUGCGGCGCACGGUGUACUGCGUGGCGCUGCGGCGCGGCGCCGUGCGCGAGUGGCGCUGGGCGCUGGCGCGGCGCGGCGCGGCCAACGUGGCGGCCGCCGCCGACGCGCUGCUGCACGCGCUGGCCUGCUCGCGCGACGUGUGGCUGCUGGCGCACUACCUGGACUGGGCCGUCGCGCCCGCCUCCUCCGUGCGCCGCCAGGACGCCGGCAGCGCCAUCGCCGCCGUGGCGCGCUCCGAGGUCGGCUACUACGUGGCCCGCGACUUCAUCUACGACCGCAUCGACGACAUAUACGACUCCUUCCAGGGUCAAGACCGUCGGAUCGGCGGUAUCUUAAAAACUUUGCUCGGACAGUUCACCACUCAGAAGGAACUUGAUGAAUUUUUAGCGUGGAAAGAGAAGAACGAGAAAUACCUCACCGGAUCGAAGUUGGCCGUCUCCCAGGGCAUUGAGAACGCACGAGUCAACAUCGAAUGGCUCCGAAAGAACAGAGACCUGGUCGUCGAAAAGCUGAGGGAGUACUCCGCGUAAGAUUACUGUCACGACUUUGGGGAGUAGAACGAGUAGUGGGGAGUAACUCGGUACUGCUGAGUAGUAAAUUUGUUGAUAACUACAACAGUACACUUAUAGUUUGUAUGUAAUGAUUUUUACAAUUAGAAAAAAUAUUAAAGAAAAUCUAUAUUUAUUAGUUUGUGUGUGUUUAGUUUUUUUUUUUUUAUAAUUGUUAAUUUAACUUGGCCGUAGAACUGCUGUGCACGCUAUUACUAAAUAUAAAAAUAAUUAAUGUACUUAAAUUAAUAUAUUUUAACAACGUAUUAAGUAUAUAAAAAAAAAUAAUUAUUGUAAUUAGAAUUUGACAGUUUAUUGUACGACAGUAAUAAUGACAGUAUGAAAAUAUAUUCUUUUAGUAUAUUGUUUUUGUGAAAAAUCUUUAUUUCGUUAUAUAUUCGAAUGUAUGUAAUAUAUAACAUAUACUGUAAUGUUUCUUAAUAGUACAUAAUAAGCUUUGUUAGGCUUUAAAUAAAGCUUUUGUGUUAGUUUUUUAGCUAUGGCAAUUAUAGAUUAAUAAUAGUGUUACCAGUUGGAAAUAAUUACAUUUUUUUUUAUAUCUCUACUACAUCUCUUAACACACAAUAUUUUUGCACGCGUUAGAGAUUAUUAUUGAGCAAAAUGUUUUUAGAGAUGGAAGUCAACUGUCUUAGUAAUGUUUCAAGUUUUAAAAAUACUUCUUUUUUUGGUAAUUUUUUUUUCUUAGUUCUCCAACGUCGGCCAUUACAUCAUGGAAAGUGAGACCCAUGUUCUUGUAUUCCGUUUACGCUAUACAUAAUAUUACACGAACAAAGUUGUAAAAGCAAAGGGAAUUCGAUUGAAAUUUUUAAUCUUUAAUUUAUGACGUCAUAGUGUUAUUUGACUUACUUAUAAAGGAUAUUUUUUUUACACAUUUUUUUUUAUUUUACACUAUUUUCUUAUAUAUUUUUUUUAAUAUUUUAGGAAAAACUAUUCCGUCCAAGAUUUUAACGUCAGCAUGAGUAAUACUAUUAUAUAGAAAUUACAUAUUCUUAUUACAAUAUAAUAUAUUAUUUAUUGAAUAUAAUAAAAUUAUGUAUGUCACUUGUAUACAAAUGUAAGUUUUAAAUAUUACCUAAUAUGUUGUAUGCAAUAUAUAGUAAUUUGAAGAACAAAUGUAUUGUUUUCUGUUUUUCAUAAUAAAUUACAUUAAAUCAGACUGUCAAAAUGUAAUCGAUUAAUUAUCACGAUUACAAUAUAACAAAAGUAAUCAAAAAAGAAAGUAAGCGAGUAAAGUAAUUGCUCCCUUCAGAAUCAAUCAAAGUUAAUCUGUAAUCGUGAUUGACAAUUACACAUAGCAAUCAUUUAUCCGAUUACAUUUUUCCCAAGUCUGAAUAAAACUAUUAAAUAAUCACAAUAAAUUUGCCUCAUCGUUAAAUAGAUCUCUGACAAACAGUUACGAGCUUGAGAUAAAGUCAAAUAUGUGAGAAUAAUACAUAAUAUUGUAUAUAAUAUAACAUAAAUGUACACACACAUUGAAACACUUAAAAAUUAAUAAAAUACAAAAUAAUCACGUAUUACGAAGGCGAGCUAGCAUUAAGCAAUUAUGAUCGCCUUUAUUGAAUUGAAUGCGAUAAUAUUUGUAAGUUUCCAGUCGUUCUAUCAAGUCAUUUUAUAUAUUAUAUAAUGUACACGUGAACUCAGUGAUAUUGUCGUCGAUAUAUUUGUUUAUGUAUUAUUUUUUAAUCUUUUAUAUCAGUAUUUGAAAGCACUCGUUAAUGUCACAAAUAAAGCUUUAUAUUUUUUUUU
This is a messenger RNA of Nymphalis io (European peacock), 4650 nucleotides long. RefSeq names its product aminopeptidase N-like. NCBI's taxonomy places the organism in Eukaryota, Metazoa, Arthropoda, Insecta, Lepidoptera, Nymphalidae. The transcript has 17 exons. Gene Ontology annotation, biological process: peptide catabolic process; proteolysis. Gene Ontology annotation, cellular component: cytoplasm. Gene Ontology annotation, molecular function: metalloaminopeptidase activity; peptide binding; zinc ion binding. The record is from RefSeq and is a predicted model, not a curated record. The coding region runs from base 64 to 2865 and encodes 933 amino acids.